AUGGCAGCAAAACAAGCGACCGCGAAAAUAGCCAAAGCCGUGGCGGUGGAAUCGUUAUCCACGCCGUCUUCGCGCGCGGCGUUCUCGGCUGCCUCUGGUUCUUUCGCCGGGAUGGUCUCCGCGAUAACCGGUUUAGGCGGGGCGGUGGUGUUCGUCCCGGCUUUGUCCAGACUCGGGUUCAAGGCGAAAGAUAUCGUCGGGACGACGGUGGCGGCGGUGACCGGGGCGACCGCGGCGGGGAGUUUAGCGUACGCGCAGAAAGGCGUCACAGACUUACCGUGCGCGGCGACGAUUGGUUUCGCCGGCGCGGCGUGCACGCCGAUUGGACAAAAGUUUGCGCAGCACAUAUCGGGACCGAUGAUGCGACGGAUGCUCGGAGGCGCUUUAGUCUUAUGCGCCCCAUCGGUAUUAAUUAAGAAAAAAAUAGAUGAAGAGUACGAACCGACGAAAGAGGAGAUUGCGGAGCAGGAGAGAAUUAAAAAAGCGUUAGCGGAUCACGGCAUUAUGAGCUCGGCGCCGGAUAAAGAUGGACAUUUCCAACAACCUGAAGGAAGUUUGUAUACGAUCGUAUCGCAACAGUUUUUAGAGAGGUAUUAUAAGCACGGGAGUUGGAUGGAUGCGUUGUAUAACGAGAGGGAGUAUGUGUAUUUAGGUAUAGCGGUUGGGUUGAUUCAAGGUACGGUAGGCAUUGGCGGCGGAGUUUUAGUGACUUCGUAUUUAUCCGCCGAGACGGACUUGGAAGUGCAUAGGAUCGCGGCGACUGCGCUGUUGUGUACUUUACUCACAAACAUCGCGGUUGGAGCGCAACAUUACGCCAUGGGGAACAUAAAGUUACGGACGGCGUCGAUAUUGGCGUUAUCGGCGAUGGGGUGUUCAUAUUGGACGGCUAGAAACGUCGCGUUGGAUAUUCCCGAGGUGGGCGUGAGAGGUUUCAUCGCUUCGGCUUUGCUAGCCAGCGGCAUGAGUAUGUUGAGAUGA
This is a messenger RNA of Bathycoccus prasinos, 978 nucleotides long. RefSeq names its product 4-toluene sulfonate uptake permease. The record is from RefSeq and is a predicted model, not a curated record. Gene Ontology annotation, cellular component: membrane. Bases 1 to 978 code for a protein of 325 amino acids. Lineage: Eukaryota; Viridiplantae; Chlorophyta; Mamiellophyceae; Mamiellales; Bathycoccaceae. The transcript is spliced from 2 exons.